AUGGCAUGGUGUGACCGUGGAGUGCAGACUUUGCUGGCCAUCGCGGGGGCCUUCGUCGCCUUCAGUCUCAUGACCAUCGCCAUCGGCACCGACUACUGGCUGUACACGCGGGCGAACAUCUGCAACGCCACCAAUGUCACCGCCGACGAAACCCAGCAAACCAAGAGAGUGAAGGGAGACCUAACGCACUCCGGCUUGUGGAGAAUCUGCUGCAUUGAAGGUAUCAACAAAGGGAGCUGUUUUCGAAUCAAUCAUUUUCCAGAGGAUAAUGACUAUGAUACAGACAGUUCAGAGUACAUCUUACGUAUAGUGCGUGCAUCGAGCCUCUUUCCAAUUCUCAGCACCAUCCUUCUGAUGUUGGGCGGUCUGAGUGUCGGGGUUGGACGCAUCUACAACAGCAGAAACAACAUCCUGCUCAGUGCAGGGAUCCUGUUUGUGGCUGCAGGCCUGAGUAACAUCAUUGGCAUCAUUGUGUACAUCUCCAGCAAUGCCGGCGAUCCCAGUGACAAGAAAGACGAGGACAAGAAGAACCACUACAGCUACGGCUGGUCCUUCUACUUCGGUGCCCUCUCCUUCAUCGUGGCCGAGUCAGUGGGUGUCCUCGCUGUCAACAUUUACAUUGAGAAAAACAAAGAGACACGCUUUAAAGCCAAGCGUGACUUCAUGAAAUCCACCGCCUCCUCUUCUCCAUACUCUCGCAUUCCAAGUUACCGCUACAGACGGAGGCGCUCACGUUCCAGCUCAAGAUCGUCCGACCCGUCUCGUGAGCCGUCCCCGGUGGGAAUGAAAAUUGGUGGAGGAUCAGCCCGGGGAGGGUUGGGGAUGGGUCUGCCGAUGGGAGAUAUAUCCAUGUACACCCUCAGCAGAGACCCUUUGAAGGGUGGAAGUGGGCCGUACAGCCCUGAGAGGGACUUCUUGCAAGUCCACAAUUGCUUCCAGAAAGAUGCAAAAGAUGGAGCGAACCGUAGGACCACACCUGUUUGAGGUCAGGAGUGUAAUUCAGUUAAACAAUGAGCACGAUGGAGCAAAUUAAAUGUUGUUCAGUGGUUGAGAAAAAGGACAAUCUCCCCACAGGACUGUUCAGACGGCAGGAACACUGAAAGGUCAGAUUCCCUUUUUCUUGCACCCUUCUGUGACAGAAAAGUAGAAAGGUUUGAGACGAUGGAAGACAAAAAUACACUUUAAAAUAACAUCUUCUUCUUCCCUGGAAAAAAAUGGUUGAAGACAAAUGUAGCAAUA
This is a messenger RNA of Cololabis saira (Pacific saury), 1239 nucleotides long. RefSeq names its product voltage-dependent calcium channel gamma-4 subunit-like. Lineage: Eukaryota; Metazoa; Chordata; Actinopteri; Beloniformes; Belonidae. Gene Ontology annotation, molecular function: channel regulator activity; voltage-gated calcium channel activity. Gene Ontology annotation, biological process: regulation of AMPA receptor activity; positive regulation of synaptic transmission, glutamatergic; neurotransmitter receptor internalization. The record is from RefSeq and is a predicted model, not a curated record. Bases 1 to 984 code for a protein of 327 amino acids. The transcript is spliced from 4 exons. Gene Ontology annotation, cellular component: AMPA glutamate receptor complex; postsynaptic density membrane; voltage-gated calcium channel complex.